Choloepus didactylus (southern two-toed sloth) is the source of this 2264-nucleotide messenger RNA. RefSeq names its product zinc finger protein 713 (gene ZNF713). The record is from RefSeq and is a predicted model, not a curated record. The coding region runs from base 437 to 1801 and encodes 454 amino acids. Gene Ontology annotation, molecular function: DNA-binding transcription repressor activity, RNA polymerase II-specific. NCBI's taxonomy places the organism in Eukaryota, Metazoa, Chordata, Mammalia, Pilosa, Megalonychidae. Gene Ontology annotation, biological process: negative regulation of transcription by RNA polymerase II. The transcript has 4 exons.
UCGAAAGUACGAUUUGUUUUGUAUGACUGCGUGGUAUGUGAAUAUAUCUCAAUAAAAUGAAGAUUAAAAAAAUGCUGUUGCCUAGGCCCCACUACAAACAAUUUAAGUCCAAGUCUCUGGGGAAUAGGGAUUGAGCAUUGUCAUCUUUUUAAAAUUUCCCAGUGUGUAGCUAGGGCUGAAGACUUCUGAGUCUCUUGAGCUUCCCAUUUGCUACAACAAAUAGUGUUGUACCACAAGGAUUCAGGGUCCUGCAUUGAGCUCCCCAGUAUAAUAAAGUAACAGGAAUGUCAAAGUUAAGUCAUCCAACUUUUAAGCUUAUAUAUUAGAAGAGUUUUCUCUAAACUGUCCGCUUUCUCAACCUAAAGCAAAAGUCCCAAGAUUUAGGCUCAGGUAUAAUAUAUGUUGACAAGAUGCUUCUUUUCUCUCCUUCGCAGUUAUGCUUUCUCCGAAUGCUGUACUUUUCCAGGAAGGGAACAUGGAAGACAAAGAAAUGGAUGAUGGAUCACAGAUAGUCAAGUCCCAGGAAUCAGUGACCUUCCAGGACGUGGCCGUAAACUUCACCAGAGAGGAGUGGGACCAGCUGUACCCUGCUCAGAAGAAUCUAUACAGAGAUGUGAUGCUGGAGAACUACAGUAAUCUGGUCGCAUUGGGGCAUCAACUUUAUAAGCCAGAGGUGAUCACUCAACUGGAAGAAGAGGAACAGUGGAUGAUGGAAAGCGGAAGCCCACUAGACACACGUCCAGAUGGGGAGGAUAGACCUGAAAUGAAAAAGUCAACACCAAACCAGAAUAUUUCUGAUGAAAAUCAAACCCAUGACAUGAUAAUGGAGAGACUAACAGGAGAUAGUUUCUGGUUCUCCAUCUUAGGAGGACUCUGGGAUUUUGAUUACCAGUUAGAGUUGAACCAAGAAAACCAGCAGAGACAUUUGGGACAAAUAUCUUUCACCCACAAAAUAAUCACUCAGGAGAGAAAUCUUGAAUGUAAUAAAUUUGGGGAAGACUUUAACCUGAACUCAAACCUUAUUUCUCAUCAGAGAAUUCCUCCAAUGAAAAUACCCCUUAUUUCUGACAUACAAGGAAAUGGCAUCAAAUGUAGUUCAGACUUGAUUUACUAUCAAGGAAACUAUAUAAGAGAGAAUCCUUAUGACUAUAAUGAAUGUGGAAACAUCUUCAGUCAACAUAUUCUUCUUACUAAUCAUAUUCAUAUGAGAGAAAAAUCUAGUGUAUGUGAGAACGCCUUCAGCCACAACUCAUUUCUUGCUCAACCUCAAAUAGUCCUUACAGGAGAGAAGCCCUAUAAGUGUGAUGAAUGUGGGAAAAGAUUCAGCCAGAGGAUACAUCUUAUUCAACAUCAAAGAAUUCACACAGGUGAAAAACCCUUUAUAUGCAAGGAAUGUGGGAAAGCCUUCCGUCAGCAUUCAUCCUUUACUCAACAUCUGAGAAUUCAUACUGGAGAGAAACCCUAUAAAUGUAAUCAAUGUGGUAAAGCCUUUAGCCGUAUCACAUCCCUUACUGAACAUCAUAGACUUCAUACUGGAGAGAAGCCUUAUGAAUGUAGUUUUUGUGGAAAAGCCUUCAGCCAGAGGACACAUCUCAAUCAACAUGAGAGAACUCAUACGGGAGAGAAACCCUAUAAAUGUCCUGAAUGUGGGAAAGCCUUCAGCCAGAGUGCACACCUUAAUCAACAUAGGAAAAUCCAUAUUCGGGAGAAAUUAUGUGAAUAUAAUAAAUGUGAGAAAGUCUUAAGUCACAGUCCUUCACUUAUUCAACAGCACAUAAUUCAUGGGGAGAAAAUCAUAUGAACAUAUUAAAUGUAGAAAGCUUUUGGUCAGUCCUUUUCAUCCCAUUCAAUAUCAAAUUACUAGAAUGCCUACAAAUAAACUUCUAAUGCAUAGAAACCAAAUAAACUUAGACCUUAAACUAGUAGCAUAUUAUAGUCCCAGGAAGUUAUAAAUACUGAAAAUAACUUAUUUUAUAAACAAGAUUAUAUUAGCAGUCAUGCUCCAAAUCUGAUACAAAGCUUUUUAAAGAAAUUACCAGAAAUCCUAUAACCAAUAAUCUAAUUAUUCACUUGUAAGCUUUAUGGUAUAAAGUUUUUAAAUAACAUAAAUAUUGGUUAAUCAAAGCAAUGCUAUAGGGUAACCAGUCACAUAAACUUGAAACAAACAUGAAAGAGCAGUCUUUCUCCAACUUCAGUCAUUUGUAUGCCUCCUUUACAAUUUUUACCAUAUCUAUUAUGUACUUAAUAUUUUUCUUUAAAGGGAC